AUGUUUUUCGCAGCAGGCCCUGGAUACAUUGGUGGAUUCGAAUUUAAACGCGACGACUACGUUAACCUAACGGAGCGAGCGCAGCUGCACUACAAACAGCCUACCGCUAUCCCCUAUUUCGUAGGUUCACACGGCGGAGAAGAUGUACCUCUUUGGGCAGAUGGACCCUUGUCACAGUCAGUGAUCAGAAUUUUUAUGUCGCAAUACUAUCAUUUCUCUAUUGAGACUAUUCUCCUCCACUCUGGAAAACACUGA
Molecule: messenger RNA, 255 nt
Organism: Strongylus vulgaris
Lineage: Eukaryota; Metazoa; Nematoda; Chromadorea; Rhabditida; Strongylidae
Source: the annotation of a GenBank genome assembly